GUGUGACCCAAGCCAGAUGUGGGCGUGUCUAUAUUACAUAGGUCUGAUUCAGACUGGGCACAUGUGACUGUGAGGGAGGUUAACGCCAGCAUGGCUGGAUUCGAUGACCAUGAAAUGCAUGGUCAAGAGCUGCACCAAUGUGCUGCACGAUUUGAGGAGGAAAACUAUGGAAGGACAUACAAUGCAAGCUUCAAAAGCAAAGGUGGAGCACUGCAGCAAAUUGUUGGAAGUCAUUCAGGAAAGGAGGAUAGAUAUGCUGCUAGGGAGUCAAGAAAUGAUAGACGUGUGGGCCCCAGUCAUGAGUUAAAGUCACACCGGAAUGUUUCUGAUAAACAUUUUAAUAAUACUACAGUAAUGGACUCCAUUGCACAUGGAAGUAAUCAUGAAAAGGUUCUGAAACUAUCCUCUCAUAUGACUGGACCAGAUACGGCGGACCCUGUUGGAAACUUUGCAUGCAGCAGUAGUACCUCUCAGGUUCCUCUCUCAGAUCAUCACCCACUGCACUUUAGCGAUGCAGGGCCAGUUUUAGAAUUGCAACACGGUGCACCUAGCUUGGUAGGUGCAGGCCCAGCUCUAGGAAUGCUCAACAGUGCCCCUAGUAUAUCACAUACUAGUCCAGCUGUUGCACUACACAACAGUGCACCUAGUACAGGAGGUACUAGUCUAGCUGUUGAACUACACAACAGUGCACCUAGUAUGGGAGGUACUAGUCCAGCUGUUGCACUACACAACAGUGCACCUAGUAUGGGAGGUACUAGUCCAGCUGUUGCACUACACAACAGUGCGCCUAGUAUAGGAUAUGCUGAGCCAGUACUAGCACUGCACAACAGUGCACCUAGUAUCAUGGAAUGUACUAGUCCGGCUGUUGAACUACACAACAGUGCACCCAGUUUAGAAGGUGCUGGGCCAGUACUAGCACUGAACCAAAGUAACGCUGUAUCAGACUUCCGACAAGUCAAACUGUCACCAGACUUGUCAUAUUUGGAGGCACUCAGUCAGAGUGUAGAACUGCACGAAAGCUCUACUGUACUAGAUAUUUCUGACUCUUAUGUAAACAAGGACAGCGUUUUUUUGUCCAAAUGAUACUUUUUACCUCAAGCCUUAUGAACACGAUUUAUUUGUGAAAGGAUGUAUGUAGUACUUCCUGGUGACCAAUUUCCUUAGCCUCCGACAUGUCUGAUGAAAAGAUUGCUAUUCAUGUCAUUGAUACAUGUAAUAUUGUAGAGUGCAAUAUUUUGAGAUUGACCUGUUUGAGAGCAUCCUGUAUUACAGCCAAUGAGGGGAAAUGUCACAGGGGUUUGUGUGCAGAGCCCGAGAAGUGAGCAUUCAACCCUGCUCAGGAUUGUCGUGUGAAUGUUCAUACAAGUACAUGUACCCUAUAGAUUCAAAUACUUAUACUGGCAGAUCUUUCAUGGUGAUAUCAUGAAAUUUUGAAGUCGAUUGAAUAUUUUCUGUUUUUGUUUUGGAAGACAUCUCUAUCAGCAAGUAUGGAUUAAUACGUGCUGUCGGUUAUCGUUUUGUUAGCAAAUGCUCUACUGAAUGUAUGUUCAGUGCGUGUGCUUUUAUGCUGUUGGCAUUAGUUCUCGAUAGAAUUCACAGGUAAAGUGGGGCUUUCUUUGUGAUAUUUUGCUUGUAGCUUCACAUUGCAUGUGGUUGAAGUUAGGUUUGUCCACAAGGAUGAGGUCUGUAGUUCUCACAGGAGACUGGUUCUCCUGGAAUGUUGGGUGAUGCUCUCUUGACCCCUGGUUCAAACAGCUCUCUAAAAUGAUACAUGUUUUUGAAAUACAGUAAUAUUCUUUUAAGCAUUGUGUUUUGUUAUGACAUAAACCCGUUCACUGCCGGUUGGGAUUUUGCUCAAGAUAGAAAAUGUCUGAAAAUCGGAUAUAUUAUUGAAACCAUGUCUCAUUGGUACUCGAAAGUACUCGGUGAGAGCUUCCCCAUGAGUGGGGUGAAGUUGAUUUCACAUUUUCAAUUUGGUGAAAUUCAUCCUGGCAUUGAAGGGUAAAUACGUAUUUGAGUUUGUUCUUGCAUAAUCAUGUACAGUAACACAUUCUACUAUUGUUAGCUCUCUAAAUGCUAUUGUGUAAUCUAGGAUUGAGAAACGAUUUAGAUGCAUUGUUUACAAUACAUAUUAGGUGGGUGUACAGAUUUUAAAAAUAGCUUUGACAUGCCUUUGUUCUAGCGUAAGAAGUUUGUAUUUUGAGACUGGCAACUGUACUUUAUGCUAUUGUAUUUGUUUGAUGCCUCUAGCUACAAUGGUAAUCAAGCUAGGUAUUUCAUGUACAGCAAUGCCAGUCUGACCACAUUGAUUAUGUCAAGGUGUCCAGAUGUUCGGUCAAUAUCACGAUUGCUCUACAGAUACACAGAAAAAAUGUAAUUCGAUUGAAUAAACUUAAAUCUGUGACAAUUUGUUUGGAUAAUACAAUUAUCAUAAGGUGUUUUUAUCGUCUGUCUUGCUAUUUAUAUGUUUUUUUAACAAUA
Lineus longissimus is the source of this 2481-nucleotide messenger RNA. RefSeq names its product coagulation factor V-like. The record is from RefSeq and is a predicted model, not a curated record. The transcript has a single exon. The coding region runs from base 91 to 1083 and encodes 330 amino acids. NCBI's taxonomy places the organism in Eukaryota, Metazoa, Nemertea, Pilidiophora, Heteronemertea, Lineidae.